This is a messenger RNA of Aspergillus mulundensis, 1956 nucleotides long. RefSeq names its product ubiquitin-specific protease UBP1. The transcript has a single exon. NCBI's taxonomy places the organism in Eukaryota, Fungi, Ascomycota, Eurotiomycetes, Eurotiales, Aspergillaceae. The record is from RefSeq and is a predicted model, not a curated record. The coding region runs from base 1 to 1956 and encodes 651 amino acids. Gene Ontology annotation, cellular component: cytosol; nucleus. Gene Ontology annotation, biological process: protein deubiquitination. Gene Ontology annotation, molecular function: cysteine-type deubiquitinase activity; cysteine-type endopeptidase activity.
AUGAAUGCUCGCAGAGAGGGGAUUGACUUCCUCGCUCAGAGUCGCUAUACUCACAGAAACAACAAUAAUGACAGCUUCUGGCACCAUUUGCAGGACAACGCCAACUUGACCUACGUUCUUGUGACUGCGGUAUCUGUUUUUUUCCUCUUGCAUCAUUUCAGGUCACUCCCGUCUUCAUUUGUCGCAGCAGUCUGGGACAUUGCCGUCUACCUAACUCCCUCUCGCAUAAUCGCCGCUCUCGAUUCGAAAUCUACCAACGCUUCGGACGAACCUUCCGGCGAAAUGACGCUCCAAGCGAAAAGCGAGGCAAUGCAGCGCAUCCUCGGACUUGACCACGCUUCGUUCCCGUCGUUCUUCCCUCGAUCGAGAGCCCUCUCCGGGCUUGGCUCCGCCCUCCUUGGAAGCAAGGAUACCGUACCGCCGGGGUUAGGAAACUGGGAUAAUUCGUGCUACCAGAAUAGUAUCAUUCAGGGUCUGGCGUCGCUGCCGUCGUUUGCGGGGUUUUUGGAACGGAAUAUCGAUCAACUCAGUGGGAAGGUCUCUUUUUCGACACAUGAAGCGCUCAAGGGGAUUAUUGAACGGUUGAAUAGUGCGGAUUAUCAUGGACAGCGGUUAUGGACGCCACCGGACCUGAAGUCGAUGAGCAGUUGGCAGCAGCAGGAUGCGCAGGAGUACUUUUCGAAGGUGGUGGAUCAGAUUGAUCAUGAAGUACAGCAAGCUACACGACGACAAACCCGAAACUUGGGAUUGAAGAUGGCAGGACCGUCGGAACAUGUUAUCGGGGCUUCGGCGGCUCAAGUGGAUGGUGCGUCACAACAGGGAGGUCAAGUGAACCAGACAUUCCGCAACCCAUUGGAAGGUCUUCUUGCGCAAAGAGUUGGGUGUAUGCGGUGCGGGUGGACAGAAGGACUGUCCCUGAUUCCGUUCAACUGCUUGACCGUGCCUCUAGGCGCGAGCUACGAGUACGAUGUUCGUGACUGCUUGGACCAUUACAUGAAUCUCGAACCGAUUGAAGGAGUGGAAUGUGCCAUGUGCACUCUGCUCCGCGCUCGAGAUCAACUUCGCAGCUUAUUGCAGCAAAUCGCCGACGAUGAGAAGCUUUCGCAAACCGGAGAGCCGUCGAAAGUCUCAGAUGCACUCAAAGCAUCGGCCGAGCAACGGCUGCAGGCUGUUGAAGAGGCCCUGGAGGAAACUGACUUUACGGAGAAGACUUUGUCGAAGAAAUGCCACAUUCCAUCGAAGAAUAGGGUUACGACGACGAAGUCAAGACAAGCCGUCAUCGCAAGGCCACCUGGCUGCCUCGCCAUCCACAUCAACCGGAGCGUGUUUGACGAGCACACGGGUAUGUUGAGAAAGAACUACGCAGCGGUCAAAUUUCCCAGGGUCCUUGACCUAAGCGAAUGGUGCUUGGGCGGGAGCUCCGCUGAAGCCAUCGAGCAGAAGGUAGAGAACUGGGGCACCGAUCCUCGUGUUUCGAUGCUCCCUCCGCCAGGCGCAGCCAGGGAUACUGUCGAACGCCGCUACGAGUUGCGUGCAGUGGUCACGCAUUAUGGCCGCCACGAAAACGGCCACUAUAUCUGCUACAGAAAGCACCCGGUCGAUACAUUCCCAGCUCAUAUACCGGAAGCAGUUUUAGAAGCGGACGGCGAGAAGGAAAAGUCUGAGCGUUGGUACAGACUGAGCGACGAGGACGUCCAAAUGGUUAGCGAGGAGAACGUGAUGACUCAAGGAGGAGCAUUCAUGCUGUUUUACGAAGCAAUCGAGACGCCGACUUCUAGCACAGAUUCAAAUGCCAGUGCCGAAAAUCCAAUCUCGAGCUUCUCCCCAGAAGAUAUGUCCUCAAAUAUGUCUACGACUACCGAUCGGUCAACAGCGUCCGACACAUCUCGCGCUACCAGCGUGUCGGCCGAAGGAGAGCAAGCCGGCGAGAAAAAUCCGAUGAUGGAAGUUGACUGA